AUGCCCGCUCCCGCGUCAAACAAGCGCAACAAGCGCAUAAGUAGAAAUCUCAUAAUCGGCUCAGAAGCCUGGCAAUUACCCCCGGUGGGACACCCUGAUCGUCCCAAGAAUGUCCCCGACGAUCACACGAAGCGCUGGACGGUAUAUGUACGAGUUCCCGAUGGCGACCCCGAUAUACGAGCGUGGCUCAACAAGGUCUCGUUCAAGAUCUUCAACACGUACGAAAACCCCCUGCGCAUGGUCGAAAAACCGCCGUUCGAGGUGACCGAGACAGGAUGGGGAGGCUUCAACAUUGACAUACGAUUGCAUUUCCAGCCCAUAUCAGGAGAGAAGGCACAAUACAGACAGCACUUUUUGCAACUGGAGAAAUACGGUGAUGAGAAGAUGCAAGCAGAGCAGGAACGGACGGGUUGCGUGCGUUCAGAGUUCCUUGAAGUUGUGCAGUUCAACGAGCCUACCGAAGCGCUCUUUGAUGCCCUCACCUCGGACGAUCAGUGGAACUACCUCAUACCACCUGGCAAGGGCGGCUCUAAGAAAGCAUCCCUUGGCGCUAAUGGAAGACUAAAGCGCGGGCUACCGAACGGAGAGAGGAGUGCACAACUGCCAGAAAAGGGCGCGGACGACGUGCCUUUUAGCCAGGAACAAGAACAGGCCCUGCUAAAUGACCUCAAAGCAAAGAUAGCAGAGGUGGAAAAGCAACUGGAAAAAGAAGCAAAGAAGAAGGAAGAAGUCGAGGCUAAGCUUGGGGGAUUACGGAACGAGUUGGGACACGAGGCUGCUCAGCAAGCAGCGCAACAAGCCAGCGGAGACCGCAGCCGACGGAGAUGA
Messenger RNA from Bipolaris maydis ATCC 48331, 828 nucleotides. Lineage: Eukaryota; Fungi; Ascomycota; Dothideomycetes; Pleosporales; Pleosporaceae. The record is from RefSeq and is a predicted model, not a curated record.